Molecule: messenger RNA, 666 nt
Organism: Microthlaspi erraticum
Lineage: Eukaryota; Viridiplantae; Streptophyta; Magnoliopsida; Brassicales; Brassicaceae
Source: the annotation of a GenBank genome assembly
AUGGCUUCUCUUAUCCCCACUCUUCUUCAACCUUUCUUCUCUCCAGUCGGUGAACCUAAAGCACCGAUCUCUGCUCAAACCUCUGACCUCCCUCGCACUCUCUCUCGUAGAGACGCCGUCUCCGCCUCUCUCUUCCUCCUCUCUCUCUCUCCAACCAAUCCCGCCUCUGCCUUCGGAAUCUCAGGACCUAAAGAAUGGCUGAAAGAUCAGAAGAAGAAGUCGUCGAGGUUCUUGUUAGCUCCUAUCGAUGCUUCUCGUGAAAGCCUCCGCUCUGUUUAUCUUUCCCUAACGACUAGAGAGUCUGAUUAUGCGGAUAAAGAUUUGGAGAGUCUUCAGAGUCUGUUAAGGACUUCUGCAAGAGAUUGUGUUCCUAAAGAGAGAACCUCUCUUGUGGAUUUUCAGUCUAAAACCGGAGUCGAGGUUUGCACAUUUAAGCUUGUUCUGAAGAAUGCUGCUUCAUUACUAGAUGAUAAAGAUCCACUCAUAUUGGAAGCAGAGGAUACCCUAAAUGAUCUCAUAAGAUCUUUCGGUUCCCUUAUCGUUCUCACGAAUGGGAUUGAUAUGAAUCUUCCUUCUGAUAGAAAAAAGAUCGCAGAUGCUGUUGUGGAAGCAAUCUCUUAUCUUGACAAGUUUGAAACAGGUGUCAAGAACUGCCUUGAGAUCUGA